Molecule: messenger RNA, 493 nt
Organism: Anopheles maculipalpis
Lineage: Eukaryota; Metazoa; Arthropoda; Insecta; Diptera; Culicidae
Gene: RpL36
Product: 60S ribosomal protein L36
Biological process (GO): cytoplasmic translation
Cellular component (GO): ribosome; cytosolic large ribosomal subunit
Molecular function (GO): structural constituent of ribosome
Source: RefSeq, a predicted model, not a curated record
AUGUCGACAUCUGUCACAGUAACGCGCUGUCAAAAAAAAAGAUCAACUUCCGCCUUUCAAACCCAUCUACGCAUCUCUUCAGGCCUUUCGUGUUCUUUUCCGGCUGUCAAUUGCAAGGAGGAGACAACCAUGGCUCCGAGAUACGAGAUGUGCGUUGGCAUGAACAAAGGCCACAAAACGACGAAGAUCAAGCAGCUGCAGUACCGCGGUGACCGCAAAGUCAAAGGAAUCCGCCCGUCCCGCCUGAAGGGUAUCCAAACCAAGCACACGAAGUUCGUGCGCGAUCUGGUGCGUGAGGUCGUUGGCCAUGCCCCGUACGAGAAGCGCGGUAUGGAAUUGCUGAAGGUGUCGAAGGAUAAGCGUGCGCUGAAGUUCCUGAAGCGACGCCUCGGCACGCACAUCCGUGCCAAGAGGAAGCGCGAGGAACUGUCCAACAUCUUGGCCCAUAUGCGCAAGGCGGCCCACAAGUAAGCCACCUUUUCCCUUCUCUACC